CCCCUCCCUUAGCAUAGCAUAACAACAGCAACGAUGUCUGUUCUCCCCAACACACAAGCCCACUACCGUCUUCCCUCGAUCCACUCGUUGGACUUGGAUCUCCCGGUUCCCAACGUGGCGCCGGCCUACGCUUCGUACUACAGUCCCAAACCAUCAAGCCAACCGUCAGGCCCUUCACCACUGGUGGUGGCGGUACAACCACAGCCAUCACAAUAUUCAUCGGCAGGGUCCACCGGCUCCACCACCACUACACAUCAACUAGGAUUGCCACAUAUCAUGCUUCAACCGAUUAAAUAUGAACAACAACAACCGCUGGUGCAAGCACCUUCUCUCACUCAUUCUGGUUCAUCUUUGAAAUCCCCACCUCGUAUACCUUUCAUAUCUCCUAUUCUGUCGCCUGCAUACAACCACGCCGCGGGAGGAUUAUCGACAUUGUGUGCCGUUGCAACUCGUCGAUCGAGUGAUCCUUCCCAAUUUGGCGGCGCUGCUGCCGGCGCUGCUGCCGGCGCAGGUGCAGGACAGGCCCCCACCACCACGACGACCCCAUUCAAUGAUAAUGACACAAAAACCAACUUUAUGAUAAAUAAUUCUACCCAUACUCCAAUUCUGAUGGGAUCUCUGACCAUUCAUUCGGAAGAAGAGGAACAAGAUACCACUUACCAUGAGGUAGGUACCAAGCAAGAACAUGAUCAAGAAGAAUUAAAGUUGUCUACUGCUAACUCUCCUGCAUCCGGCGGCGCACAACAAUCUUCAUCCGGAAGUUCCGCCGCGCCAUUUCCGACCACCACCACCACCCUCGAAAUUGCCAAUGAAUCAUCAAAUCCCAAAGUAAAUAAAUCCCUUUGGAAACCUCGGAAGAAGAGACAAUGUCCGGAAUGUCAUUUAUUCUUCUCCAACUUGGCAACCCAUAAAUCAACCCAUCUUAAACCAACAUCAAGACCACAUGUUUGUGAAUAUUGUAAUCGAGGAUUUGCCAGACCCAAUGAUUUGUUCCGUCACGUGAAGCGCCACUGGAAGGAGACCGGAUCUGACAAGGGACAAUUCAAAUGUCCAUUCAAAGGUGAGGUUCAAGGGGGAGAUCAUUGUUGCCAUUCAACUGGGAUAUUCCUGAGAUGUGAUACUUUCAAAAACCAUUUGAAGGCAAUCCAUUUCCAAUAUCCUCUGGGCACCAAGAAGGAUCAACGUAAUAAGGUUGCAGGCACAUGUAGAGCAUGUCAACAACACUUUCAUAACGUUGAUGAAUGGAUGGUCCUGCAUGUCGAGAAGAACGCCUGUCCGUAUGCAGGCGAGUUCACCAAGAGUUAACCACAAAGGCGGCGGCAACAACAACAACAAACAAAUUGGCAACCCAAUUCAAAAACGGGAAAAAGGAAAAAGGAAAUGUAUAUAUAGGUUUAUAUGACUUUACAAUGAAC
Messenger RNA from [Candida] anglica, 1415 nucleotides. NCBI's taxonomy places the organism in Eukaryota, Fungi, Ascomycota, Pichiomycetes, Serinales, Debaryomycetaceae. The record is from the annotation of a GenBank genome assembly.